Molecule: messenger RNA, 1385 nt
Organism: Saccoglossus kowalevskii
Lineage: Eukaryota; Metazoa; Hemichordata; Enteropneusta; Harrimaniidae
Biological process (GO): protein O-linked glycosylation via fucose
Molecular function (GO): peptide-O-fucosyltransferase activity
Source: RefSeq, a predicted model, not a curated record
AACAAUGGCUGCACGAAUGUACAUUCAUUCAUAAUAUACUCUCAACUGAGUAUGGGCCAUGUUUCGCCAUAUGGUGUGUAUACUGUUGGUGUUGGCGGCGAUCACCGUGUCGAAAAUAGUCAUCGACCAUCAAAUGAUAUCACAAAAGCCACCAAAAAUGACUUAUCAUGAAAUUUCCGAUUUGAAAACAGAAGUGAGACGGAAUAGAUCUGGAUUAUCAGCGGUAGAGACGAAACAGUACGGUGUGAGAGGUAAGAUCAACUGGCCGAAUACUUCCGCGACAGUUCAACCAUCCAUGCCUGAUAUUACCGGCUUACGUCAUGUACAGAACAGCGCAUUGACGCAGCAUACAUAUUUGAAGACACACAAUUUUUCAUCCGUGUUAACAAAAAAUGCGAGUUCAUCGAUAGGGGACGCGGCUCACACCAACGAUACUCUCCGAAUACCAAAGUAUUUAUUUCCCGUUAUCUUCUGGGAAGGUGGUCCAAAUUGGAACUAUCUGAGCUUCAGACGGGCUAUUGCCAUGGCAAUGUCAUUAAACCGGACAUUGGUAAUGAUACCUUUCCAUAAUCAUCAUAUAAACGGCUGGCACAAAGGAUGGAGAUCAUUUCAGGAGACAUUCGACAUUACUAAAUUAAAGGGACAUUGUUCCCCUAGCAACACCUUCAGAAUUCCGCGUGAACUGCAUGAGUGAAGUCAACUUUCUUAUCCAGUUUAAUAUGUCUCGUUACUCGGAAUCCUUGUCGAAAUUCUACCGGAGUCAAUACGAACGGACACGGGAUGAUUUCAAUAGCCUGUGGGGGAUACGGCUUCCUAAUAUCUCUGACGCUCAAUCAUUCAUAAAUAAAGCGAACCCAGCAACGAACCUGGAUGUAGUGAGUGAUAUCAGAUGUCUUGGAGUACACGGACCAUUGCAGAUUAAAAAUCUUGACAUACCCGGCGAAAUAGAUCUUUAUAAAACUGUGGACAAAAACUUUGUUCGAACGGAAUACGUAAGAAACACAGCAGACAGGUUAUCUGACAAUAUUUGCCUUGGGAAACCGUAUGUAUGUAUUCACUGGAGAAAUAGAACGGGAGAAAUUUGUGAAUUUAACUUGCUGCUCAAUGGUGCCGAGAAUUGCCCUCACACCAUGCCCCUUCUAUCCGGAUCAAGUAAUAAAACAGCUCAAGCGGUCAGAGACUUCAUGCAAUCUAAGAGGAUUAAGUGUGCAUAUGUAGCAGCGCCCCCAAGACAACAGGAAUUUAUAGAUGACCUGAGAAGUGAACAACAGCUGCAGGUAUUUACAUCCAAGAAGAUUAUUUCCAUGAAAGACAAAGACGCCCGUCGUUUGAGAAUCGCAGGUGUUUAUAAGCUGUGGAAAAUCAAACUGGUCAAUUUUUAUUAA